CAUAGGCCAUCCUGGGGAAAAAAUCUUGACAGCAUGGCAUGUGGAGUGUAGCGGACCUGAGGGAAGACCUAAACACGACAAGUUACCAUCAUGUGGCCUGAAGUACAACAAGCUCUGGACGAGAAGCGUUAUGAACUGGUGCUCAGUGGGGACGACAUAAACAAGAAAAUAGAAGAUGAAGGAUUAGAUCCAGGCUUAUAUGAAUUGUCACAUCUCAAUUUCCUUAGGGUGUCCAAGUCACCUCUUGUGACAAUCUCUGAAGACAUUGGCAAACUCCGUAACUUGACCAACCUGAUCCUCCCAGGCAACAAGAUUCAAACUCUACCUGAAACAAUUGGGAAUCUUGAAAAAAUGAAACUCCUGGAUAUAUCGAUAAACUGUCUUCAGAGUUUGCCAAAUGGUAUUGGUAACUUAAUCAGUCUAACAACUCUGAAUGCUAACAAUAAUGAAUUACUUGCUUUGCCAAAUUUAGAAAAGUGUAUCAAUCUUGCAAUUCUGGAUGUAAGUGGAAAUAAAUUAUCAGAUUUUCCUGAUAUUUGUCAUGAAAGUCUCGCGCACUUGGCAGAUGUUAAGCUUACCAGUAAUCAGAUAAAUGAAAUCCCUACAAAUGUGUCAACACUUCCGUCACUGAAGACACUUGAUUUGGGGAGUAAUGUUAUUAAGGUUGUUCCGGGAGAACUCAUUGAUUGUGUCAAACUGAAAGAUUUAAACUUGAAGGGGAAUCCUCUAAAUGAUCGUCGCUUCAGAAAGCUGGUUGAAUCAGAUCGCUGCCUUCCACGUCAGGUGAUUGACUACAUCCGGCAGCAUUGUCCAAGAUCUGAAAAUAGCAAAGGUGGAGCUCCUGGCAAGGGCAAGAAAGGAAAGGGAGGCAAAGGAAAGGCUAAAGAUGAAGACGAGGUAGACAUUUUGUGUAAUGAACUACGUGUUCUAAGUGUGAAAGAUACAGUUCCAGUAGUACAAGUUACUACAGCUGCUAAGGAUGUACGCCCGUACAUAGUUUGCUGUGUACUUCAGGGAGUUGACUUAAGUGGUGAUAAUCUGAAGAAGUUUAUUUCUACUCAGACAAAACUCCAUGAGGGUGUAUGUGAGAAGAGGUUGGCAGCUACAAUUGCAACACAUGACCUGGCCAAGAUAAAAGGCCCUCUGAAGUUCAUCGCUGGAGCUCCUGAAGAGAUUCGCAUUCAUCCUCUGGUGAGGGGCAAGGAAAUGUCUGCCAGAGAGUUACAUGUGGGACUGCAGCAAGAGGCAGAAGCACAGAGAAAACACCAAAAGAGGAACAAUAUUACAGGACUACACAAAUUUCUUCAUCUAGUGGACCGGUGGAGUCUUUGGCCAUGUCUUGUAGAUGCUGAUGGAACAGUAAUAUCACUCCCACCACUCACCAAUGCAGAAAACACCAAAAUAACACAAGAGACAGUGAAUGUGUUUGUGGAGGUGACAAGCAGCACAUCACUAGGAAAGGCUAAAGAAGUCAUUGACUCAUUGAUUCUUUUUUCCUUACAAACUGGAAUCAGUCCAGAAAAGAAUGCAGGAGGUAAGGACGUAUUAACAAUCCAACAAGUUCGAGUUGUGGAUGAAGAUGGAGGCCUACGUGUUCUGUAUCCUUCCCGCACUGAUUUGGUUUUCAAAAAUGAAAAAGUUAGAGUUGUUAUGCCUGACAAGUGAGUUCUAACUAUGAAAUUGAUUGUGCCUGUCAAAAUUUAAUUACUCAGCUUUAUGUUGACAUGAGCAAUGUUUUUAGUUUUUGGCCAAGACUUUUUUCAAAGUUUGUAUGUACAGGUUGACAGUCCCUUAUCCGAAAUCCUUGGGGCCAGAGGCAUUUUGGAUUUCGGAAUUUUUCGGUUUUCAGAAUGGUUAGUUUUUUUUUUUUUUUUU
Molecule: messenger RNA, 1875 nt
Organism: Homarus americanus (American lobster)
Lineage: Eukaryota; Metazoa; Arthropoda; Malacostraca; Decapoda; Nephropidae
Product: leucine-rich repeat-containing protein 47-like
Exons: 6
Coding region: 91-1665 (524 amino acids)
Biological process (GO): phenylalanyl-tRNA aminoacylation
Molecular function (GO): RNA binding; phenylalanine-tRNA ligase activity; protein binding
Source: RefSeq, a predicted model, not a curated record